AUGGAGAAUUCGGGUCCGGUGGUACUUGAUAUUAGCUCCGACGAGGAGGCGGAUUUUGGAGGGGCCAGCAAAGGCGGCGGCUUUGGAGGGCGUGGGUUUUUGGACCGGGAUGAUUGUGAGUGGCUGUCGGAGAUUUUGUGUGAAGUGGGUGGGAAUAAUAAGGGCGAUGAUUCCGAUGACGUCGUGUUGAUCGGUGAGACUUUUCAAAAUCCUCCCAAGAAAUCGAGGUGGGAUCCUUUGAGGCCUUGUGGUAAAUUUGCCGGUGGUGGUGGUGGUGGUGCUGCUGCUGAUGAUGAUGAUUGUGUGGUUUUGGAAGGUGAUCCUGAUAAACCGGUGGCCGUGGCUGCACCUGCACAGACGGCAAACGGUGUUAAGGGAGAUGGUGAUGAUGGAGAUGAUGUGGAAAUUGUUGCUGAAAAAGGCGAGGUUGCAUGCAGAGACUUCCCUCACGCUCGGCAUCUUUGUGCUAAAUUUCUCUUUGCUUCAACUGUGCAUGAGAUCCAUUGUAGCCAGUGCCACUGUUACGUGUGCGACUCAGUGGCACCAUGCCCUCACUGGGGGACUGGAGCUUCUAGCGUUGACCACUGCCAUGCGACCGAUAAAGACGAUUACUGGCGGGCCGAGCGUAAACGUACCAAGAAUGCCCUGAAUCCCGCGCCAACUGUCCCCCACCUCACCAACACCGGCCCAGCUGGACCCAUUUUUGCUCAGAUAUGGGCCCCACCGCGGCCUGUCCCCACCCGGGUCCCCACCAUGCCAUCGGGCUUCAGCAGGCCCGUCGCUGUCCCGGUCCAUCAAGUCCGGCCCCAUGUGGCCCCGGUUUACAGGCCGCAGCCCCCCUCGGCCUUGAGGCAAAAUCCAAUCUUGAGGCAGCCCCCCUCGGCCGCAGCCCCGGUCCUCCCACCACUUGGGUCCCAUCGGCCGAGAAACGACCCCAUGGCAGGUAUCAAGAAAAUUCUCAAGGAGAGGCGGCGCAUGCCCGUGGCCCCCUCCGUGCACCGUACCACAUGCCAAAGAAGUCCCGGGACCCAUUUUUCUAAUUCUCGGCCGGUCAAUGUGGGCCUCGUGAGUUGCAGCCCCUCUCAGAAUCCAGUAGUAAGUUCUUUAAUGACAUGUCAGCCGGGCUUUGGAAACAAAUUUGAUAAUCCGAAUUUCCCCAAGACCCACGUGCUUCAGCCCUGUGCUAAUAAUAUUUCGGUUUAUGCUGCUAAUAAAAAUGUACCGGGUUCAAGAUUCGUGAGCCCCACCAAUCAAAGCGCGGGAAAUAACUUUUCUCAACCUCAGCAGGUGCCUUUUGUUGCACCAUUUGGUUCUCAGCAAGUUAGUCAGGCUCUCAACAGCAUAAAUUCGAGCCUGAGUGAUUUGAACUCACAGGUUUUGCAGCAAUGGCAGAGCGUGUGGCCUGCUGCUGCUGACUCUAAUAAGUGCCAGGGUGUUGUUGAGGACAGCAGUCAGAUUAAAGGGCCUGUGGACAAUUUCCAACAAGGUUCGGUUUUAGCUGAUAAUUCCUGCUUUCCCGAAAGCACAAUAAAUUACGACGUGUUGGAUUUGCAGUUUGAUGAUUGGAUGUUUGAGAAUGAGUCUUUACAGGGAGCUAUGGAAGCGCCCGUGUCGCCCCUUUGGAAUGCGUUAUCACCGGAACCCACUUCAUUAGUUGACACCGGUAAUUUGUUCGAUAUUUGA
Molecule: messenger RNA, 1683 nt
Organism: Striga hermonthica
Lineage: Eukaryota; Viridiplantae; Streptophyta; Magnoliopsida; Lamiales; Orobanchaceae
Source: the annotation of a GenBank genome assembly